Molecule: messenger RNA, 1641 nt
Organism: Chaetomium globosum CBS 148.51
Lineage: Eukaryota; Fungi; Ascomycota; Sordariomycetes; Sordariales; Chaetomiaceae
Exons: 2
Coding region: 1-1641 (546 amino acids)
Molecular function (GO): gamma-glutamylcyclotransferase activity
Source: RefSeq, a predicted model, not a curated record
AUGUCAGCUGGGUCCCAAGGCAGAGGUGGUGCCGUGAGGCGUAGGCCACGCGCCGAAGAUUCCAACCAAGUUGCGCUAUACUUCACCUAUGGCAGCAACCUCCAUAUCGCCCAGAUGGCCGACCGUUGCCCCGAAAGUAGAUUUAUAGGUAAAGGCACCUUGACUGGAUACCGCUGGCAGAUCAAUUCACGAGGCGUGGCCAACGUCGUCGAAACCGGCUCCCAUCAUGAUAAGGUGAAGGGUCUGGUAUUUGAGGUAACCCGCGCCGACGUGAGAAUCCUAGACCGCUACGAAGGAGUCAGGUCGGGCGCCUACAGUCGGGAGACCUUGAACGUCUACGUAACACCCAACGACGCCCACGCCCGCAAGAGGAGCACCGACCUUGCCGCAAGGCUCGAAACCUACUACCAGGGAGCCCCCCGACGUAGCGGUCUAGCUGGCAACGACACCAUCGAGAGGGUGAAGCUUCCUGCAUUGGUCUACGUCAGCCUGGAACACAACCAGGACGGCACCAUCCGCGACGAGUACAUUGCGCGCAUGGCAAAUGCCAUGGCCGAUGCGAAGGUGCUCGGCGUCGAUUCCAAGUAUAUCAGGGAGGUCAUGGCUCCGCUGUGUCAACCCCCGAGCGAACAGCCCGGCGCCUCUCAGCCCCCACCAACGGAGGUGUUCUUAGACGUCUUGGGCUUACACGUCCCCGGGAACAGCGACGCCCCGCCGAAAGGCCCCCUGCUGUCGAGAGGCCCCCUACUGGUGACAGGCUCAGUGCCGGCGGCGGCGGCGGGAGACUCGUCCAACGCCGCUCUAGAGCUAAUCUCGUCACGGUUGAACCGAGCGCCCGACGAGUUCCCGCCGAACAAGCGCGAACUCGAAUCGAACGAGAGCGCCGCGGAAAAGAAGUGGCCCUGCCAGAGCGCCCCCGUCGAAGACAGCAGGACGGGGAAGGCGAGAGCGGCCGCGAAAACGACGGACCGUCCGACACUGCCACGCCUAAACGGGCGGCAACCAAAGCGACGGCGACGGCGACUGGCGAGGGCGGCAAUGGUAACGCAUCGACGGCAACUGCGAACGGAUCCCGCGGUCGCACCCAAGCGGGCAGCAGCCAAGAAUGAGAACGGGACCGGUCCGAGGGCCACAACAAACGGCGAGGGUGGCACGACGACACCCGCAAACGCAUCUGGGGCCCCGGCUAAGCGGCCGGCGGUCAAAGCUGAUAAUGGCACUACUCCGAGAGCCACGACGAACGGCGACGGCGCUUCCGCGACGGCAACGACCAACGGGUCUGCGACCGCACCCAAGAAGAAGGCGGCAAUUACCAAGACAGGUACCGACGACGCCACGGCGACGGCAACGACCAACGGGUCCGCCACCGCACCCAAGAAGAAGGCGGCAACUACUAAGACAGGUACCGACGACGCCACGGCGACGGCCACCACGGCGACGGCCACCACGGCGACGGCCACCACGGCUACAGCUACCACGUCUACGGCUACCGCGGCCACCAACGGGACGGCGACCGCCACCAAAACGAAAGCGUCGACCAAAAACGAGACGGGCGCCGGUGAUAAGCCGGCGGCAACCGGAGCGGCCGCCACCACCAAGACGAAGGCGACCAAAACCGAGACUACACCCGCCCAAUCUUAG